Molecule: messenger RNA, 3096 nt
Organism: Bipolaris victoriae FI3
Lineage: Eukaryota; Fungi; Ascomycota; Dothideomycetes; Pleosporales; Pleosporaceae
Exons: 5
Coding region: 1-3096 (1031 amino acids)
Biological process (GO): mRNA 3'-end processing
Cellular component (GO): nucleus
Molecular function (GO): protein binding; mRNA binding
Source: RefSeq, a predicted model, not a curated record
AUGUCGAUGGCGGACGAGGCCGAGCUCGCCUUCCUAGAGGCGCAAAAGGACGAAGAGUACGACCCUUCAGCCGGCUACAAUAUGCCCGACGCGCCUACGGGCCAGGAAGAAUACGACCCAACCGCGACCUUUUCCGCACACUCAGAACAGUCUGGCUCCGCGCCACCAGAAUCGGGCGCCAAUUCUCCACCGCCAACUACCGAGAGCGAGCAUGGGUCGCAGUCCCAGCCUCCCCAGGCUCCUGCAGAGGCGUCCGCAGCGCCGCAGUCUAAGCGACCGCGCACUGUGGGUGGGUUUGUCGACGAGAGCGAGGACGAGGAAGAGGAGUCCGCUGCGCAGCCGCAAGAGGCGAAUGCUACACUGCUGAGAGCUACGGGAGACGCUGAGUCGCCUCAGCCUUCUUUUACAAACACACCAAACAAUACACUUCCCAACCCAGAUGUACAGUUACAUAGUGCACAAGACCUGGCUCCUGCAUCUGUUUCUGCUCCUGUCGCUGUCAAUGAGCCUGCUCCCUCUGUUGCUUCUCUUCCUAACGGCAGUACGCCCGUCCCAGACGCUACUAAGCCAGCUACCCCCGACGUCUUGAAUGUUGCUUCAGCCCGUCCCUCUGUAGCGCCAGCCACUCCGGCACCUACUUCUGCUUCUCUGCCAAAGGCUCGCCUUCCUCAGGAUCGAGUUGGUAUUCUCGAAGAUCGCAUUGCUGAAGAUCCGCGUGGUGACAUCGAAGCGUGGUUGAGUCUAAUUGAGGAGCACCGCAGGCGACACAAGCAUGACGAUGCCCGAGCUGUAUUCGAGCGCUUCCUCAAGGUCUUUCCUUCAGCAGGCGAGCAAUGGGUAGAGUAUAUUCAGUUUGAAACUGAACUCGACGAGCUGCCAAAAGUCGAGCAUCUCUUUGGCCGUUCGAUUCCUUCGGCUCAAUACAUUGGCAUAUACUCUGCCUACAUUGACUUUAUCCGACGCCGCUUCAAUCUCACCACUGACCAGAAUGGGCAGAAUCGCCAGACAGUCACCCAAGCCUAUGAGUUUGUCCUGAACUCAGUUGGUAUCGAUGUUCAAGCUGGUAAGCUAUGGCUUGAUUACAUCGAGAUGCUUAAGACUGGGCCUGGCGUUCUUGGUGGCAGCAACUGGCAAGAUAUGCAAAAGAUGGACACUUUGCGAAAAGUCUACCAGCGUGCCGUAUCAGUUCCUCACAACGCUACUCUAGAAAUUUGGCGAGACUAUGACAAGUUUGAGAUGAGCAUGAACAAAGUUUCGGGUCGCAAACAACUACAGGAAACUUCGCCUGCAUACAUGACUGCUCGCAGUGCUAUCAACGUUCUUGAAAACAAUAUCACAAGAGGUGUCAUCCGGACUACCUUGCCCAAACUUCCACCUGCUGCCGGUUUCGAUGGCUACGAGGAGUACAUGAACCAGGUCAAGUUGUGGAAAAACUGGAUCCAAUGGGAGAAGAGUGACCCACUCGAAUGCGCAACCGACAACCGUGAACUGUACAACAAGCGUGUUCUGCACCUUUACAAAAACGCCUUGAUGGCCCUUCGUUUCUGGCCAGAGCUAUGGUACGAAGCAGCUGAAUGGUCUUAUGAGAACAAUCUGCAGGCUGAAGGUGACAAGUUUCUCAAUGACGGCAUCGAGGCAAACCCUGAGAGCUGCCUGCUUGCUUUCAAGAAAGCCAGCCAGGUCGAGCAGCGUACCGACUUCGAAGAUGGCCAAGCUGGCAUCAUCGCCAAGGGCAGGGCUGUGCGGGAACCAUAUCAGAAGCUCCUCGAUACCAUUUACGAUCUUACAGCACAGGUCAAGAAGCGAGAGGAGCACUCUAUUGCGCGAGCAAAGGAGCAAUUUGAAGCUCAAAAGGCUGCCGACGAGGCUGCGCGCGCAAUCGCGCAGCAGAACGAGGACGCAGAUGACGAAGAUGAGGUCGUUGCUGCACGGCGAUUAAAGGAGAAGGAAGACGCCUUCAACAACCAGCUCCAAGCCAUGUCUGCCGGAUAUAAUGCCCAGACCCAAAACCUCAAGAAGACACUUACGUAUGCAUGGAUAGCGCUCAUGCGUGCAAUGCGUCGUGUUCAGGGCAAGGGAGAUCCAAAGGGGGAUGUCGGUGGCUUCCGUGGUAUCUUCACUGAGGCUCGCAAAAAGGGAAAGCUGCUCAGUGAGGCUUACGUAGCUAGUGCACUCAUUGAACAUCACUGUUACCAGGAGCCAGCUGCACAAAAGAUUUUCGAGCGCGGUAUGAAGCUGUUUCCAGAAGAUGAGCUGUUUGCGUUGGAGUACAUCAAGCACUUGAUCAAGCUGAAUGACUCAACCAACGCUCGUGCUGUCUUUGAAACUGUCGUUGGGAAACUGACAGCCAAGCCGGAAAACGUCCAUCGAGCCAAGUCCCUUUUUGCCUUCUUCCAUGAUUACGAGGCUCAGUUUGGUGAACUGGCUCAAAUCACUAAGCUCGAGCAGCGCAUGGCAACCCUCUUCCCUGAAGAUCCCCAGUUACAUCGCUUCUCACAACGCUUCGCAAGCUCAACCUUCGACCCCAUUUCCGUCCGCCACAUCAUCUCUCCCCGCACACAAAUGAGGCCGGUCAUGCCAGCAUCUAUGGCACCACGUCUUGCGUCUCCUGCCAUUGCCAACUCCCCUCACCUGAACAACCUUCACAAUGUCACCAACUCACCAAAACGCCCACUCGAGGAUGUGGAGGACGUACCACAACCCCGCAAGCUUGCUCGCGGUGAGUCGCCUCUCAAGGGUGCUGCAGGUCGCCGUCUCGAUGCUGCGCGCCGCAACCUCGCUACCGCUGGCGCUACACCUAUUGGACAGGCCCAAGGUCCACCACCACUUCCUCGUGGAAUCAAUUUCCUUCUCAGCAUCAUUCCCCCCGCACAUACAUAUAAGGAGACGCGGUUCAAGGCCGACGGCCUCGUCAGCUUGCUACGAGAUGUGGCCGCCAUUCCUGUUCCUCCCGGCCAGGCCAUACCACAACCGCAGCGUUGGGGGACCACGCCAACAACGGCACAGCAGCUGCAAAGCAUACAGGAGAAGUAUGGUAAUGGCGGGCACAUUCCCAUGCACGCAGCCAUGCCCGGUGCAAAUCCUUGGGGAACUUAA